CUUUUCCUGUAAUUUUAUCGUCAUGUCAGAUAGCCAACCAUUGGAGACCUCAUCUAGAAUUUACCAGUAUUCUAUAAUCAGUGCAUUUAUGGACGGGCAGACUUUGCAUGGCAUACCACUAAAAGACCUCGGCAAGCAUGGUGAUUUUGGUCUUGGAUCGUUUCAACUUGCAGACGGUGAGAUGAUUCUCGUAGACGGAACGGCUUAUCGUAUGAGUUACGAUGGCAGCAUUACAGUGGCGGAGCCAAGCACCUGUUUGCCGUACGCUAUGGUCACAUUCUACACACCAACCGUCACAGUCGCUGUAGCUGGCAUGCUCAAACCCAACUUCCAGAAGCACAUAGAAGAUAUCACUCCCACCGCAAAAAACUACUUUCUUGCCAUUCGCUUCGACGGCGUGUUCAAGAAGAUGAGAUUUAGAAUAGCGAAGGGGCAAGACGUACCUGGUGCAAAUGUGAUGAAAACCAUAACGAAGACUCAAAGGGUCAUCGAUAUGGAAGACGUGGAAGGCACUAUGAUAGGGUUUAGAUCGCCAGGAUGCUAUCAAGGGAUCACGGUUGCUGGAUAUCAUCUACACUUUAUUAAAAAGGACCGAACUACCGGCGGUCAUUGUCUUGACUUUGAGAUACAAAAAGGUAUCACGGGAAUCUCGAUCAUCCGACAAAUUGAUAUUGAGCUGCCGGAUUCAGACGACUUUUGCGAAGCAGAUCUAACCUUGGAUAACGAAGGGAUUGUGAAGGCAGAAUAAAUUGGGUCACCUUGGAUGGGUGAAAGCUAAAGGCAUUAUUGGUCGCAGCAGUAUAACGAUGUCAUGGUGAUUGCUCUGAGAUUCAAUAACAGCUAGACCAGUAUGUCAAC
This is a messenger RNA of Umbelopsis ramanniana AG, 858 nucleotides long. RefSeq lists its product as uncharacterized. The transcript has a single exon. Gene Ontology annotation, biological process: acetoin biosynthetic process. The coding region runs from base 23 to 748 and encodes 241 amino acids. The record is from RefSeq and is a predicted model, not a curated record. Gene Ontology annotation, molecular function: acetolactate decarboxylase activity. Lineage: Eukaryota; Fungi; Mucoromycota; Umbelopsidomycetes; Umbelopsidales; Umbelopsidaceae.